UUGCAGUGUUAUCUAAUUGAGUUGACUUAAGAACAUAUUACUUCUCUUAUAUAAACUCGAGAAAGUUUUAGUUUGAAUGGAGGCAAAGAAGUUAGUGCCUGAAGAGGCAAAUGAAGGUUAUAUUAACAAAGAAGACGUGAGUAAAAAUAUGGAAGACAGGGUUGUAGAAGUGGAUAAUGAAGAAGUAGAAGAAGAGAGCGAUGGUAGCUUUGAAGAGGAUGAGUACGAUGAAGAAAGCACUGAUGAAGAUACAGAAUAUUCUCGACGUAAAAAAUCUAGUUAUCUAAAUUAUUUUGAAGAUGCGGCGUCAGAAGGAGAAGAAGAUGAAGAAUUAGAAGAGGAGGAAGAAGCAGAAGCUGGUUUUGAAAAAGUUAGGAAAGAGUUGGCUAGCCAGCCCCCUAGAAAAGGUCGCUUUCGUGACUUUUUGGCUGACGAGAACCUUGAGAAACGUUACUCAGAACUGGAUGUCGAGAUUCCUGUUGACGAAGAAAGUAUUGGCCCUGCUAGCCGUGAGUUACAGCAACAAACUCUUAUUCCUUCCAUUACCGAUCCAAAGUUGUGGAUGGUCCGUUGCAGGCCUGGACACGAAAGACAAUCAGUCGUUGCACUAAUGCGGAAGUACAUCGACCUUGAAUUUUCUGAGAGGCCUUUGCAGAUUAAGAGUUGCUUUGCGGUGGACAACCUGAAAGGUUUUAUAUACGUCGAGGCACACAAAGACGCACACGUUAAAGCGGCUGUUGAAGGCAUGGCAGCGCUCCAGUUUGGUCAAUGGAAGCAAACGUUAGUGCCGCUGGAGCAAAUGACGGAUGUGCUGACCUGCUUAACGAAGUCGGAAUCUGUCCUUCCGGGGACUUGGGCGAGGCUGAAGCGGUCUCUGUACAAAGACGACUUGGCUCAGAUCCUUGCUUUUGACGAAAACAAUGCCAAAUGCAUCAUCAAGCUCGUUCCCCGCCUGGAAACAGGCAAUACUAAUGAUCCAUCUUCGAAGAGGACGAGGUCCAGACCCCCGCCGAGACUCUUCGACCCAGAGGAGCACGCGCGAGGAGGACUUCAAAAGAAGCGGGUGUUGGAUUUCUACUGCACUGUCUGUGACAACCAAAAGUUCGAUCCCGACGGUUACCUUAUCAAAACUGUGGAUCUUAGGGCCCUCGUGACGGAAGGCGUGCAGCCAACCAUUGAAGAAAUGCGCAGCUUUUCAUUUGGCGACAACGACGAAAUAACUGGGUUGACCCGUCGUCAGUUUAUGAUGUUUAAAAAGGGCGACCGGGUGAAAGUUGUUGAAGGCGAUCUGAGGGGCCUGCUAGGUGUGGUCGAGUCCGUUGACGGGAGCACUGCCUAUGUGAGGCCGAGGCUGGAGUCCCUGAAGGGUUUAAUCCCGAUCCCGUGCGACCAAAUGCGAAAGCACUUCGAACAGGGCGACCACGUCAAGGUCGUGGCAGGGGUCCAUAAGGGAGAAACCGGCCUCGUCACCAGUGUCGCUGAUCACGUCGUCCAUGUAAUUGGCGACCACUCCAACGAGGAGUUUGAAGUUUUUCCUCGCGACAUCAGCCUGUCGCGGGACAUUUCCAGCGGUAUGCGCCAGAGUGGCUUGUUCAAAGUGCAUGAUUUGGUAGAUAUCGACACUCACAAUGUUGGUGUUAUUCUAAAGGCUGAAAAAGACAUUUCUGCUAUACUUACCCAAAACGGCGAAGUCCGCAAAGUUCCUGUGAAAGAAAUUACAACUAAACGAAAGUUUAGAAAUCCUAAAGCGCUGGACGCGCAGAGGAAUGAGUUGCAGUUAGAAGACCCCGUUAAAGUUAUUGAGGGUCCUCACAAGAACAAACAAGGGACGUUGAAACACAUCUACAGAGGCGCCUGUUUCCUUUACUCCCGCGAUAUUCUGGAGAACAGUGGUAUGUUUGUCGCCCGGAACCACCAAGUCCUUCUGGUUGGAGCCAAAAAGAAGUCCACCGGCCACAAUUUUGAAGGAUGGGGCUUCCCGCACGGGAGCAGUCGCUCUUUUAAUGGCCAUCGCAACGCCAUAUCUUCUUCGUGGCGGGGUCCUGAUCCUUUGCGCAAUGCGAAAGUUCUCGUUACGCGCGGCACCCACAAAGGGAUUCACGGUAUUGUGAAGGACUGUACCGACAACACUGCGCGGGUGGAACUGAGCUCGACUUCGUUGAUGAUUACUAUCAACCGCCAGCAUCUCUGCGUUCUGGAUAAAUCCGGAAAUAUCAUCCAAAGCAACCCCAAGGCGGAUGCUGCUUCCAUCCCUCCGCACACUGCGCGCUACAGCGACUUUGGCAGCGACUUCUCUUUAUUCAACAGUUCUUAUUCGGACGUAUCGUUCGCUUCCCAGACGCCAGCUUACGGUCAGCAGACGCCUCUUCACGAUAGUGAAGGAGCGGGCUACUCCAGCGCGUGGGACCCUCUAAACACCAACACUCCUCUCCAGCCUUCCACUCCCGGACUUACCGAUUUGGGCGAUUCCUACACCCCUCAGACCGUCAAAAACAACUUCAGCAGCGACACUCCUCUGGGACCCCCGUCGACAGGGAAUCCGCCCUCCACGCCUGGCUGUCCGGAAUCUUCGCUCGCUUCCUAUGACGUGCCCACGCCGGGAUACCUCCCGCACACACCGGGAGCCUACGCUUCCAAUCUCCCUAAAGACUAUACCUUUUCCACGCCGCUUUCUUUUGGCGUUUCGACACCAGCAAAUUAUGAGCCGACUUUUGGCCCGGAAUCUUCCGAAUUUCCUCGCACUCCCAGUUCAGUACUUACCCCCACCAGCGAUACUUCUCGGUCAAGUUGGUUGCACCCUGAUAUUGUGGUUACUAUUGGGAUCGGCCCGUUCAAGGGCAAAAGGGGAUCUGUACGUUCAGUCCACGAGAACAGGACUGCGUGCUCUGUUUCUCUCGACACGGCAGGAGAGUUCCUUGAAUUUAAAAUUCAAGAGCUCGAGCCGGUGCGGCCAAAGCAGAAGGAAAAGAUGGUAAUACUCGAAGGGGAACUUUCCGGGCUGGCCGGCGAAGUUUUACUCAUCGACACGCAAACACGAGAAUGUAUUGUUAAACUCACUAAUGGACUUGAACGUGACAUCCUUUUAGAUUGCUUGGCCCUCAGGGCCUAG
Messenger RNA from Zophobas morio, 3109 nucleotides. RefSeq names its product transcription elongation factor SPT5-like. NCBI's taxonomy places the organism in Eukaryota, Metazoa, Arthropoda, Insecta, Coleoptera, Tenebrionidae. Gene Ontology annotation, molecular function: structural constituent of ribosome; mRNA binding. Bases 77 to 3109 code for a protein of 1010 amino acids. The record is from RefSeq and is a predicted model, not a curated record. The transcript has 30 exons. Gene Ontology annotation, cellular component: ribosome; DSIF complex. Gene Ontology annotation, biological process: transcription elongation-coupled chromatin remodeling; translation; regulation of transcription by RNA polymerase II.